AUGGCUUAUAUAGGCACAACCAGACGGAAAAGACCUCGAUCUAGCUCUCUGGAGAAGCAGCGCGACAAGCCCACCAUCACAGAAGUCUCGGACUCUACUGCGCCUGUCGAGAGCGCCGAUGGCAGGACAGAGCUGGAAGCGAGCACGACUCUGGUUUCGAGUGCUAGUGCUGCCAAUGGAAGCCCGACACCAACGUCUGCCAGUUUCAAGUCGGGGCCUGUCGGUGGCUAUCCUCUGACACCUGUUGCUACGCCGCUCGAUGUACGCACUUUGGCCUUUAUCAUGCAUCCUUCUCACGAGACAGCCAUAACCCUCUCCAAUAUGGAGUUUGUGUCUUCCAGCAAGUCGAGCACCACACUAGACAACAUAGACCGGCUCGCGCAAGCGUGUGCCUUGCUCAAAGUCCCAGCAAAUGCUCUUCAGUCGUAUUUAGACCUCUACUUCGACAAUAUGACAUCCUUUUCGCUUUUCCAUCGACCUACCUUUGCGGCCAAGUUGUGCGCCAUCGACUCGGUAGAGCAGCUUGCAGCGUUGCUUGCGUCGAUCUUCUCAUUUUCAGCGCGCUAUAGAUUCAUCUCGGAUCAGGGCGCCGCUGACUUGGACGACGGUCUCGGUCCACUACUUCCGCCCAAACAUUUCGAGGACAUGGCUCUACGAUAUGUCGAUCAAGCACUGGCCGAGUACUCGGAUCGCUCACCGCCGCUGUGUGUCUUACAAGCUCUCGUCCUCAACACAUUCAGCCAGCUAAUCAAAGGGGUCCGGGGUGCAGCUUGGCGGCGGCUGGGGAUCUGCGUUCGUGUCGCAUACGAGCUUGACCUCCAUCACGUCGACCGAGAUAACACGCCCGAACAGCAAGACCCAGAUAUCUGGUGCCGGAUAGAGGAGUGCAGGCGCGCCUGGUGGGCAAUCUGGGAAAUGGACAACUUUGCCAGCCUCAUAAGGCGCUGUCCAACCGCUGUCGACGGCACUGAUAACGAGACACGCUUCCCAGUGGCGGACGAAGAGUGGUUCGCUCUGCGCUUCACCCCGAGUUGCUUUCUUGAGACGAAGCCAAUGGAGCGGUUAAAGGCUCUUCAACAAUGCAGUACCCAGAGCUCCAAGGCAUGGUUUCUCGUACUGGAUUCUCUCAUGCGCGAGGGCCAUCGACUCUCGAAAUUCAGAAGCCCGUGCCCUGGUAGGGGGACAUCGCCUCCUUCAGCCUGGUCUCCGUCCGACGAACCAUCAAAGGACAAUACGGAAAGUUUGCAGAUCCUUGCCAAUGCUCUGCGGUGCUUCAGCAUGGCUCUUCCAAAGCAUCUGCGCUACCGGGAUGGGUUUUUGUCCUUCACUGCUAAUGACCCAGCAAUACGGCAGCUGCAUAGCGCGAAGUACAGUAUCCAUGUAACCACUCAGCUCACGCGUAUGAUGAUCCAUCAUCAGGACGCGUACCAUGGUGCCCAGCAAGAUCUACAUCUUACCGGUCUUCAGGAGGGCCCGAACCAAGAUUCAGAUGCCACAUCAGAGAACGAGUCGCUGAGCCUGCGUCUCGGACCAGCCAGAGAGGGGAUGCAGCAGUUCAUCGAGGCUGCGGAUGAGCUGCUGCGCAUUGUGUCAUGGAGCUCAGAGGAGCAUGUCCGCUAUGUCAACCCGUUCCUAGCCAGCACCAUCUGGUACGGGGCGGUGGUUCAUCUGGGCUGGAAAGUGCUGGCACCACCAAGCACGAACCUCGACUGGGUCGAAUCCAAGUUUACCGUGCUACAUAUGAUCCUGAUGGAGUUCUCCGAGUUCUGGGACUUGCCCAAAACGCUCCAGGAGAAUCUGGCGUCAGUUGAAGGCAAAUUGCGCUUGUUCAAAACCCCCAAAGCUCGCCGGCCGUCUCACCCGAAUCAUGCCACCUGCGCGAAUAGAGAUAGGAACACAAUUUCAUCCACCAACAAUGUGCAGUCCACGAUUUCGAGAGAUCGUCAUGUCGGUGGCCACUUCCCAGCUGCACAAUCAUCUAUGGCUCAUAACCCCGCCAUUGACGCCGGUUGCCCCCCAAAUUGUAACCAGGACGACAGUCACUCUGUGGGUGCCCAGCAAUUCCUGCCGGCUAGAUUGGACAUGAAUCCUGACGGUAGAGCCACGGCUUCUAACGGCAGUGGUCGGGAAAGUCGCUAUGCUUCUAUCGACGAGGUCGCCGUUGCAGCAGCGAUGGGUGGUAUGGGAACCAAGGACUGUGACGGCCACAAUGACCAAUACACCUUUGACGAGUCCUGCCUAUCGAGCACUGACAUGUUGAAUGGGGACGGCAACUAUGGUGAGCAAGCCACAAACAACUAUCAGACUCGCGGACUAUGGGACGACUUGACGUGGGAUCUGGACUUCGCAAUGGAUCCUAGGAGUUUGUUUCGAGGUAUCAUGGAUUAUAAUAACUGA
Fonsecaea pedrosoi CBS 271.37 is the source of this 2397-nucleotide messenger RNA. RefSeq lists its product as uncharacterized. Lineage: Eukaryota; Fungi; Ascomycota; Eurotiomycetes; Chaetothyriales; Herpotrichiellaceae. Gene Ontology annotation, molecular function: zinc ion binding; DNA binding. The record is from RefSeq and is a predicted model, not a curated record. Gene Ontology annotation, biological process: DNA-templated transcription. The transcript is spliced from 2 exons. Gene Ontology annotation, cellular component: nucleus. Bases 1 to 2397 code for a protein of 798 amino acids.